ACACAUGAAGCACAUUGGUCGAACCUGGUCGAACCUUAUUUUGUUCGAUUUGCGUUUCAAUGUAAAAUACACACAUAAAUUCUUAUUGUGACAUUUGAUUUAAAAUUUAUCAAAGAAAACGUGCUGAACUCAGAUUCUUUCCAAAAAAUUUAUCUUGAAGUAAAUGGAAAACACAACGUGAACAGUUCAUACAGGAUGGUGGGACACGAAAUGAACACAAUCAUUUCAGAAGUGCUUUUGCGCUGCGUUUGUGCUUUCGGCUAGUCACGACGACCGACCUUGGAAUCGAUUUUGUAUAGGUCGUUGUCUUAUGUUACUUUUGAGAAGGAUUGAAAUUGCACGUUCAUUCUGCAAAAAUGGCUGAUAAGGAGGGACUAGUUGCUCAGUUUAUGGCAAUUACUGGUGUCGACACAGACAGAGCGACUUUUUACCUGGAAUCCGCUGGCUGGAACCUAGAUGCUGCCAUGGGGAGUUUCUACGACCACGACGGCGGCGCCGGGGAGCAGGAGCAGCGUGAGGCCGGCGAGGUGACCGGAGCGGCAGCGGCGGGGGCGGCCGGAGGAGGGGCCUCGUCGGACGCGGCUCCGUCCGAGCAGCCGACGCGCCGCUCGCAGCGACAGGCCGGGGCCACAAUCCGGACGUUCCAGGGUCUAAUGGGUUCGGACUCGGACUCGGACGAGGAGGGACAGGCGUUCUUCGCCGGCGGCUCAGAGACCAGUGGACAGCAGAUCCUCGGUCCCAAACGGGGCAAAAAGAAGGGCGAGGACAUUGUCAAAGAGAUGUUCCAGGCUGCCAAAGGUCACGGCGCCGAGGAGGUGGAUCCGUCCGAGGAGGCGCCGCAGCCGCGCCGACGCGUGUUUGGCGGCACCGGGUACCGGCUCGGCCAGACGGGCUCAGACUCGGAGGUGGUGCCCGGCGCGCCCGACAACCGGCCCCCGCAGCCGCGCACCGUCAAACUGCGGCUCUGGCGCACCGGCUUCAGCGUGGAUGACGGAGAGCUGCGCGAGUACUCGGACCCGGCCAACCAGGAGUUCCUCAACUCGGUCCGAGAGGGCCAAGUUCCCCUGGAGCUGAUUCGGGACGCACAGGGCGGCGAGGUUCACCUGGACAUGGAGGACCACCGGCAUGAGGACUACGUCAAGCCCAAGGCCAAGCCGAAACCCUUCUCCGGCGUCGGACAUGUGCUGGGCAGCCCGUCGGCGGCCGGCGCGGGCGGGGGCGCGGCCGCCGACGGUGGCCACUGGUCUCUCUCGGCCGCCCUGUCGGCCGCUCUCGGUCUCCUGUUCAGCCUGAUGGAUGUGCUGUGGCGAUUCUUCAGCCCGGCACCGGCCGUGGUGGGCGCCGGAGCGGCCUCCUCGGCCCCGGCCGCCGCCGCCUCUGCCGGCGACCCGGCCGCCAGCGAGGCGGCCGCGCGCGCCGCGCUGGCGCUCGACGAGUCGCAGCCGACGACCAGCGUGCAGGUGCGGCUGACGGACGGCUCCCGGCUGGUGGUGAAACUGAACCUGACGCACACCAUCGGAGACCUGCGCCAGUACAUCGCCACUGCGCGCCCCCACCUGGCCACGCGGCCGUUCGCGCUUCUCACCACCUUCCCCAGCAAGGAGCUGACGGACGACAGCGUCACAGUAAAGGACGGUGCGCUGCUGAACGCCGCCAUCCUGCAGAGGGCCCAGUGAUCGACCCACAGCCGUGUGCCACGCUCAGGACGACUCUGGUGUUACCGGGCCCGGUCCGGUCGGCUCGAGCUACCGCUGGACUCUGCGAGACGUCCCGUAACAGACUGAUACAGAAAACGAACUACCGUGAUGUGGGGCCAGGAUCUGAGACGACUGCCCGCCGCAGAGGGGUUUACACAAAUACGCAGAGUUAUGAUGGUAAAAUACAUUUCGCACACGGA
Molecule: messenger RNA, 1897 nt
Organism: Amphibalanus amphitrite
Lineage: Eukaryota; Metazoa; Arthropoda; Thecostraca; Balanomorpha; Balanidae
Product: NSFL1 cofactor p47-like
Exons: 7
Coding region: 357-1676 (439 amino acids)
Biological process (GO): proteasome-mediated ubiquitin-dependent protein catabolic process; membrane fusion; autophagosome assembly
Cellular component (GO): nucleus; cytosol
Molecular function (GO): ubiquitin binding
Source: RefSeq, a predicted model, not a curated record